AUGGCCGCUCUACGGAUCUUGCCUGCGCGCUGCUCGAGGGCUCUGCCGAGGCUUUUCCGCCCUUUCAGCGACAGCAGCCCCCCUCACCGCGCGCUCACGGUGCCCGAGCGCAUCGAAGAGAAGCGUCGGGCAGCGCUGCUCGGGGGUGGCCAAGCCCGCAUAGAUGCACAGCACCGGCGGGGAAAGUUGACAGCUAGGGAGCGCAUUCUUCUCUUAUUGGAUCCUGACAGUUUUGUAGAAUAUGACAUGUUUGUGGAACACAGAUGUGCAGAUUUUGGGAUGGAGGCUGAAAAAAACAAGUACCCUGGAGAUAGUGUGGUAACUGGGCAGGGAAGAAUUAAUGGGAGACUGGCUUAUGUCUUCAGUCAGGACUUCACUGUGUUUGGAGGCAGUUUAUCUGGCGCUCACGCUCAAAAGGUCUGCAAGAUCAUGGAUCAGGCUGCAAUGGUUGGUGCUCCUGUGAUUGGACUGAAUGACUCAGGAGGGGCCCGUAUCCAAGAAGGAGUAGAGUCACUUGCUGGCUAUGCUGAUAUUUUUUUGAGAAAUGUGUUAUGUUCUGGGGUAGUACCACAAAUUUCUCUUAUCAUGGGUCCUUGUGCAGGGGGUGCUGUCUAUUCCCCUGCUUUAACAGAUUUUACAUUCAUGGUAAAGGACACAUCCUAUUUAUUCAUAACUGGCCCUGAUGUAGUCAAAUCAGUUACCAAUGAAGAUGUUACUCAGGAGCAACUUGGGGGUGCAAAGACACACACUGCAGUAUCAGGUGUUGCACACUGUGCUUUUGAGAAUGACAUAGAUGCUUUGCUCAAUCUUAGAGAGUUUUUUAAUUACUUACCUCUUAGCAACAAGGAUCCAGCUCCUAUCAGAGAAUGUCAUGAUCCUAGCGACCGGUUGGUUCCCGAGUUGGAUACAAUUGUCCCGAUGGAAUCUACUAAAGCUUAUGACAUGGUGGAUAUUGUACAUUCGAUUGUUGAUGAGAGAGAAUUCUUUGAGAUCAUGCCCUCCUAUGCCAGAAACAUAAUAAUUGGGUUUGCCAGAAUGAAUGGAAGAACUGUUGGAAUAGUUGGGAACCAGCCCAAAGUAGCAUCAGGCUGUUUGGACAUAAACUCCUCUGUGAAGGGAGCCCGUUUUGUUCGUUUCUGUGAUGCUUUCAAUAUCCCUCUGAUAACAUUUGUAGAUGUUCCUGGAUUUUUACCAGGGACAGCCCAGGAAUAUGGAGGGAUUAUUCGCCAUGGUGCAAAACUGCUCUUUGCUUUUGCAGAAGCAACAGUGCCAAAAAUCACUAUUAUCACAAGGAAGGCUUAUGGUGGGGCCUAUGAUGUGAUGAGUUCAAAGCAUCUAAGAGGAGAUGCAAAUUAUGCCUGGCCAACAGCAGAAGUAGCAGUGAUGGGUGCCAAGGGAGCUGUCCAGAUAAUUUUCAGAGGCAAGGGGGCGCAUGCAGAAGCAGAAUAUGUGGAAAAGUUUGCAAAUCCUUUCCCUGCAGCAACCAGAGGGUUUGUGGAUGACAUCAUCCAACCAUCUUCUACUCGACUUCGCAUCUGCCGUGACUUGGAAGUGCUGGCCAGCAAAAGGCAAUCCAACCCCUGGAAGAAGCACGCCAACAUUCCACUCUGAUUUUGCUUUAAGGGAAAGCAAUGAUAAAAUAUAGGGAAAAUCAGUGGAAACCAGGUAUGCCUGUUGAUUCAAAUCCUCUGAAGUAUGUGGAAGUUCUCAUGAUAUCCUGUAAUUUCAACCAUCCAAGACUGAAUUCAAGAUCAUUCACAAAUGUUAAAACAGGUAUAUUGCAACAGAAGCAGCACAGAAUGUGGAAAUAAAACAUUUUGAUUACUUUACACAAGA
Elgaria multicarinata webbii is the source of this 1836-nucleotide messenger RNA. RefSeq names its product propionyl-CoA carboxylase subunit beta (gene PCCB). The transcript is spliced from 15 exons. Gene Ontology annotation, cellular component: mitochondrion. The record is from RefSeq and is a predicted model, not a curated record. Gene Ontology annotation, molecular function: propionyl-CoA carboxylase activity. Lineage: Eukaryota; Metazoa; Chordata; Lepidosauria; Squamata; Anguidae. Bases 1 to 1611 code for a protein of 536 amino acids.